AUGAAUAACUACUAUCCGGAUUAUACGAGACCCGAUGGGCCAAGAAAUGAGUGGUGUCCUCCAAGAACUCGUUUCUUGCCAAUCUUGGAAGAAAUAGAAUUUAUUAAAAAAACCAGAAAUAUCGACAAAAUAGAGCUGGGAAUAACAAACAUCGACCUUCUAGAACCUUUUGAUUACGAUCAUCCCGAAAACAACUACAUCAAUUACUGCCAGCACAAUAAUGCUCUCAAUCUUCAACAUCAUAACAGCGACAUCAACCAUCGUCAAACUCAAGAUAGCAGUAUCAACCAUCGGCCAAAUCAAGGUUGCGACAUAAACCGUCAUCUAACUAAAGGUUGCUAUAUCAACCGUUAUCCAAAUCAAGGUGAUGACAACAAUCGUCAUCAAAAUCAAGCAGAAGCAGAGGCAAAAAAGGAAAGGACUAGGUACCUUGAGAUGCACCGACAACAGAUUAGGCUUGAAAACCUAAUCAAAAAGAGAUUAUUAUCACCUAGACUACCUACGCUCACUAGGAAAAAAAGAAGGAUGUAA
Molecule: messenger RNA, 531 nt
Organism: Ambispora gerdemannii
Lineage: Eukaryota; Fungi; Glomeromycota; Glomeromycetes; Archaeosporales; Ambisporaceae
Source: the annotation of a GenBank genome assembly